GGAUUGUGCUUUUGUUAUUUCUGACAUCAGAUAGGUGGGCAGUAUCAGCUUCAGCACACAGUAAGAAGCUGCGCUGGCCACAAGCUUUCAAUCACAAGAUGUGAUUACACAAGGCUGUAUUGGUGCCUUGUCAAGGCACCAAUUUUUACACAGCAGCAAGGUCGUGCAAUGUCCAAACAAUUUUCUUCAUCUACGUUGGAUACCUGGCUUAGAAGAGUUCCGAGCGCCGAUACCGAUUCCUGGAGGGAUACGAAAUGGCUUUGCAGAGGACAAGUUCUUUGAGUUGUCAAAUCUUUAUGAAGGGGGCUAGUUUGUCAUGCAAUGGAUGCAUGACCAUGAGAGGGCGCCUUCACAGCUGCACGCUAAGACGGACCUGCUGGUGCACGGGAUAAUUUUCAUCGUGCUUUUGCAUCGUUCGACACGUUUAGGUGUUUGAAUACAAUGGCACCGACGCAAAGAGCUUUUUUCCUUCAUACCCGCGGCAGAACGUCGCGUACCCGAAAAUGGAGGAGUUUUUUUGAAGAAUGAAGCAACACUACAGUGUAUAGACAAUGCGAUCAAUGAAUUGCACCAGCACCAGACUCGAUAGAAUCAAACUCGCCUGGUCUCCUUCUUGUUCUCUUCCCGUCGAGGAUGAGGAUGACG
This is a messenger RNA of Amoebophrya sp. A120, 645 nucleotides long. The record is from the annotation of a GenBank genome assembly. NCBI's taxonomy places the organism in Eukaryota, Dinophyceae, Syndiniales, Amoebophryaceae.